Molecule: messenger RNA, 2820 nt
Organism: Euleptes europaea (tarantolino)
Lineage: Eukaryota; Metazoa; Chordata; Lepidosauria; Squamata; Sphaerodactylidae
Gene: DTL
Product: denticleless E3 ubiquitin protein ligase homolog
Exons: 17
Coding region: 1-2820 (939 amino acids)
Biological process (GO): mitotic G2 DNA damage checkpoint signaling; proteasome-mediated ubiquitin-dependent protein catabolic process
Cellular component (GO): nucleus
Molecular function (GO): protein-macromolecule adaptor activity; protein binding
Source: RefSeq, a predicted model, not a curated record
AUGCCGCACUGCGUUAAUACGAAGUUUCUAAUGAGAGACGUGUCGGUGACCCCCCUGUCCGCGCGUGCUCCCUCCUUGCCGUCUCUGACACAAGAAACUGCGCAUGUGCGGGUGCCAUACUACUCUGGGCGCCUGCGCAUUCGCAUUCCCGCCACGCUCCCCUUGGGUGCGCGCAAAGUAAUAACAACCUGUGGGUGGAUUUUUGCUCUUCUGUUUAAAUUGGCUUACAGGUCCUCUUGGCACAGAGUGUUUCAGAACAUCUACACGGGGGGUGGGGCGGAAAUUGCUGGGAGGGAGAAUGGGGUUCAUGUGAGUCUACUGCCACAAUUUCCUCUAUACCAUCUGUUAGACUGUUAUCAGUGUGCUAAAUCAGAUGAUCAUCUUUCCUAUGGAGAAAUGGAAAUGCCUGUUCCUCCUUUUGGCUGCACCUUUUCAACUGCUCCAGACCUACAGCACAUACUUGCUGUUGCAAAUGAAGAGGGAUUUGUUAGGCUGUAUAAUACCCAAACACAAGCAAGUGACAAGCAGAUUUUUAGAGAGUGGCAGGCUCACUCCAAUGCUGUUUUUGAUCUGACCUGGGUGCCCGGUGAACACAAAAUUGUUACUGUUUCAGGAGAUCAGACAGCUAAAGUAUGGGAUGUGAAAACUGCUGAGCUCCUGGGAGUGUGCCGAGGACAUCAGUGCAGCCUAAAGUCAGUUGCUUUUUCCAAAUUUGAGAGCGCUGUGUUCUGUACUGGUGGAAGAGAUGGAAAUAUCAUGGUUUGGGACACUCGAUGUAAUAAGAAAGAUGGGUUUUACAGACAAGUGAAGCAAAUAAGCGGAGCCCACAACAUAAUGGACAAACAGAUACCAUCCAAACUGAAGAAGAAAAAACAGAGCGGGAGAGGACUGGCUCCUUCAGUGGAUUUUCAGCAGAGUGUGACGGUGGUGGUACUUCAAGAUGAACACACCCUAAUUUCUGCAGGAGCAGUUGAUGGGGUAAUCAAGGUAUGGGACCUGCGCAAGAGCUAUACCACGUAUCGGCAGGAUCUGGUGCCGUCCAGGUCUUUCAGCUAUCCUGGAACCAGCACUCGUAAACUUGGUUAUUCUAGUCUGGUUUUGGACUCCACUGGUACCAGCCUCUUUGCUAAUUGCACUGAUGACAUUAUAUAUAAGUUCAAUAUGUCAAGUCCGAAGGACACGCCAGUAUCGGCUUUCAGUGGACAUCAGAACUCCAGUUUCUACGUCAAAUCAGGCAUCAGCCCAGAUGACCAGUUCUUGAUUAGUGGCUCAAGUGACCAGAGUGCCUAUAUCUGGAAGGUGUCUGAGCCCCAGCUUCCUCCCGUAAUGCUCCUCGGUCACAUGGAAGAAGUUACUUCGGUUGCUUGGUGUCCUUCAGACUUCUCUAAGAUCGCCACAUGUUCAGACGACAACACCAUCAGGGUUUGGCGCUUGCGACGAGGCAAGGAAGAGAAGAUAUUGGACAGAAGCAGUUUGGUGGGUUGGGCCUGUCUGAGGAAAGCAGGAGAACAAAAUGAAACAGAAACUCUCAGCAGCCAGCAGAGUACUCCUGCUAAAGUUACCACCACGGGCAGCCCCCCUAUUUCUUCACCACAGCCUGCAGCUUGUGCUCCAGCUUACAUGGGCGAUCUUCCUCUUCCCACCAACACGCCGACAUCUUCUGUCAAAACCACAGCCCCCGUGGCCUACACACCUGCAAGGCAGAGGGAAGCCGCUUCUGGCCCUUCACCCAAAUCAGCACCGUCUUCAAUUAUGUCCAUCAGGCAGUGGGUUACCCAGACUCCAAAUUCAUCUCCUCCCUCGAGGGAGAAAAAGACACUUUCUCCACGAAAAGCCCUGGCAGAGAUUUCUCAGAUUCUCCCUAGGGUCCCCUUCACAUCUAAAUCCAUACAUUUGCGUCUUGAAACACGAGCCAAGAGGAGACUGGAAUCCAGCAGGGACAGUAAUGCAAAACGGAAGUACUCCAAAAGUUGCAACUGUGUGACUGACCUUGACCAGGUGCCUAAAAAAUCCAGGCUGGAACAGUAUACCAUGACAGGGAAUUCAAAGCCUUGUGGUGAAGAUUGUCUGACUCUUAAUGAACUAGCAAAGGCCACUCAAAGCCAGAAGGAACCUACCUCUCCUAGAUAUCCAUGUUCUCCAUCAGGCUCGCCAAAUCUCCCAGUUCCCCACAAGAUCUCUUGUGGUGGAGUGGCUGACAAGGAAAAUGGUUCUGCUGACAAAAACUGGCUGUCUGCUCUGAAGGACAAGCUGCGAACUAACAAAUCCAGCAACCAGAAUACAUCGGGCAACAGUGUUCAGUCACCACAGAGUUGUAGCAUGAGACAACAAGAACCUGGGGCAGGAAUUGGUUCACCAGCAUCGAUGGAUCAACUUAUUGCCACGACAAACACCAUAUAUCAAUCUAUCAAUCAAAAACUGGAUUCUAUUCUGGAUGUACUUAAAGACAUAAAAGACCAAGCUAAUACAACGAAGUCAGAUGGGAUAGCAGGGGAUUCUCCAAGUGAGGAGACGGCUCAAGAUCAGGAAAUUCCUACAAAGGAAAAGGAGAGCCAGGAUAAACAACAGGACGGCGCAUCCCUUCAACAGGAAACUGCAAUAGACCAGCUGCUUACGAAGGAUAUGAACGUGAGAGACCUCGACUUUUAUCUUUACAAAUUGCCUAAAGAAUUUUUCUAUAUUAGCUUGGAGGACUUGAAGGGUGGCAAGUUUUAUGAUAAUUAUUCAAUAAUCCUAUCAAUCCCCACUGAGAGUUCUGUGGAUGACCUGAAUUUUGAACCCAGGACUCCCAGGUUCUACACAGAACUAUGCAAGGGAUGA